UUGUCAAACACCACGUUCAAAUGAUGUAUUUAAAAAAAUUAAAGAUAGACUUGCCAAAACUUGUAACUUUUGUUUAGAUAAACGACAAUUAAACUAUCAAAAUACAAAAAAUUCUAAUAUUAAAAAACCAUUAAUUGAAAUUACACUAGAUAUAAAUAUUCUUUCACAAAUAAUUGAUGAAAUUACAAAAACAGAAAAUACAGAAGAAUUUGAAAUUAUUGUCCAAUUUGGAAUCUUGAAUUUAUCAUUAAAUGAAACUACAAAAUUUAUUCGUGAACAAAUUGAAAAUGGUAAUGGAUAUAAGUGGAA
This is a messenger RNA of Dentiscutata erythropus, 309 nucleotides long. The record is from the annotation of a GenBank genome assembly. Lineage: Eukaryota; Fungi; Glomeromycota; Glomeromycetes; Diversisporales; Gigasporaceae.